UACAGUCUUGAGUUUUUUUAUUUUUUCACAUUUUUUUAAAGAUUCUUUAUUUUCUUACAAUUUUGUAUAUUUUUUGUUUUUUGUGUAUCACUUUGUAAACAUUUCGGCCAAAUGGAACUGGAAGAAGCCGCAGAUGAGCCGUAUGGCUUUGACGAGUUGACGUCAUCGAAGCUUUUGUCUGCUACUACAACUAGAACGGAAGGAUCUAUAGAUUCCGAUAUCCAUGUUGACGCAAUAGGAACUAAAAAGGAAAAACAUGUACAUACUUCAAAGUAUAGAUACUGUAGUGGAUUGGAAGAGGAUGAUGAAAUUUUGUUGGAGAUUAAGGCGUUUGAAGAGGAACAGUCGUCAGAAUCAAUCGUAGAAGAAGAAGAAGUUGGGUUGGUACAUCGCUUAAGGCUUAGCGCACUGGAACAACUUGCGGCAGUGCCAGAUAUAGAAAGUAUCUCAUCAUCUUCGACAUUUGUAUAUGAAGAUUUCCACAAAGCUCGUGAAACCCAAAGUAUCGAUUCGAGAUUAAAAGGAAAAUUUGUGGAUCCACUUACAGGCCUAGAUAUAGAAGAACCAGUUAGUUCAGAUCAAACCGAAGAUUUGGAAUAUGAUUUUGUUGAUAUGGAUGAAUUUGCCGAAGAAGAAACGGAAGAACCCGCACUUACAGAUAUCACUGAAGAUAGUGAAUUAUUAGAGCUCGAAAAAUGGGAUGCUGAUAGGGAAAAAAUCGAGGAGACAAAAUUGGUGCAGCCAGAUUAUGAAAUUAUUGAUUUCGGCUUCGAUAAACAAACACCUUCAGCUUCAGAAUUGGACUUCGAGCAGGCAUUGCGGGAAGAAACACAGCGGCAAAACGAGGCAAUCGUAAAUUUAUUUGUCGAAAACUUAAUUGAUUUAGUUGUUGACACAGUUCAAUAUAAGGAUCCCCGAGAAAUACUACGUAAGUCCAUUGAUAAACGAAAAUUGAUGGAUGAGAUUAAUGAAAAGCUCGGCGAACUCGAAUCGGAACAGAUCGUGCGCGCGUGCCUCCAUCAAGGUGUAGUUAAAUAUCAUAAACGUAAAGGACUUUUUCGCGCAAUUAUGGGUGAUACACCGAAAAGUAUUGAAUAUUUCAUGGGGAAAUUUCAAGAGCAAUUGCAGAAAUACGAUGAAGUGAUGGGAAAAGAGGAAGAAUUGAUGAUGUCAACCAAAGUAGAGAAAGAGCAUUUAAAGGAGGUAGUGGUUGAGAAAGAGCGUACAGUUGAGGCAAAGGCUAAAGAAUUUGAAGAGCUUGUAAGGAAAGUGCUCUUACCGUUUGAAGGCGCAGCGAAGAAGUCACAGAAGGCCGAUAAAAAUUUUAAUUAUAGCCAAGAUAUAAAUGCCCUUUUGAAUCAGAUCAACACGGCACGUAUGGAAAUAUCCAAUGUUCGAUUUAAACUAAUCAAAAAGCAACAUUUAUAUGCUGAAUUGAAAGAAAAACUAAGCCAAAUGCAAAAAAUUGGUGAUGGACUAUGUUUGUCUCAGUUCGAAAAUUUGCAAAAUGAAGUCAAACAAUUGGGCAAGAAAACUGAAGAACGCAAUACAGAACUUUCGAGAGCGCAAAUUCGUCGUCAAUUCGAUGUGCAUAUCAGCACGCACUUGAAAGAACGCACACUAAUGAUGCGCAGUACGCUCUCAGUGCAGAAACUUUACCAUCAGACUUUGCUGGAAGACCUUGAAGAAACUCGACGUCAACUUAACAAAGAAAGGCUGCUGCGUGACCGAAUGCGUAAAGAAACCAGGGAAUGCUAUUUCCAAGGCGGCUUACUAUUAAAGCCCGCCCUAAUGCUUGACUACGACAACACUGUCGAGGAGGUGAACCAAAAGUCGAUUACUAUUUAUUUGCUGCACAAUCAAUAUAAAAAGAUAAACGCGAAAGUUGCGCAAUAUGAGAAAUUGCUUCAAUCUGGUUUCACAAAUAAAUUAAAGGUGAACGAUUGA
Messenger RNA from Anastrepha ludens (Mexican fruit fly), 1947 nucleotides. RefSeq names its product coiled-coil domain-containing protein 96-like. The transcript has 4 exons. The record is from RefSeq and is a predicted model, not a curated record. The coding region runs from base 112 to 1947 and encodes 611 amino acids. Lineage: Eukaryota; Metazoa; Arthropoda; Insecta; Diptera; Tephritidae. Gene Ontology annotation, cellular component: axoneme; ciliary basal body. Gene Ontology annotation, biological process: cilium assembly.